Drosophila willistoni is the source of this 355-nucleotide messenger RNA. Its product is annotated as aldo-keto reductase family 1 member B1. Gene Ontology annotation, cellular component: cytosol. NCBI's taxonomy places the organism in Eukaryota, Metazoa, Arthropoda, Insecta, Diptera, Drosophilidae. Gene Ontology annotation, molecular function: aldose reductase (NADPH) activity. The coding region runs from base 38 to 355 and encodes 105 amino acids. The record is from RefSeq and is a predicted model, not a curated record. The transcript is spliced from 4 exons.
AAGGCAGAUUGGAGAAGCGUUACGUACUCAAAUUCAAAUGGGUAACGUCUCAAGAGAAAAUAUUGUUUUAACAACUAAAUUAUGGAACAUUCAUCACGAUCCCCGAGAUGUACGCCGUAUAUGCGAGCACCAAUUGAACUUGUUGGGUUUCGAAUACAUCGAUCUUUAUCUCAUGCAAUUUCCCGUAGGUUACAGGCAUAUGUGUGAUGAGAUUCUUACACCUAUAAAUGAUAUCAGUGUGUUAACCACCGAUGUUGACUAUGUAGAUACUUGGAGAGCCAUGGAAGAACUGGUCAAACUAGGCUUGGUUCGAAGCAUAGGCCUGUCAAGCGGAAAACGCGACAAAACAACUUGA